Molecule: messenger RNA, 2238 nt
Organism: Botrytis cinerea B05.10
Lineage: Eukaryota; Fungi; Ascomycota; Leotiomycetes; Helotiales; Sclerotiniaceae
Exons: 2
Coding region: 153-2003 (616 amino acids)
Source: RefSeq, a predicted model, not a curated record
GAAUCUCAUUUACAAGUUAGAACCUUCUCGGCUAGUACCGGAAGUUCUUUAUUUUCCACACAACCUUCGAAGCUUUUAUCUUUUGAUUUUUUUAGUUGUCACACAACUUUAGCAGAGCUCUUUCUACUGCAUCUGGAUCGUCACAGUUCACAAUGGAACCUCAAUCGAAUGGAGUUGCUGCCUCCAGAGCCACAGCCUUGAGCAGUAAUAUGAAAAUCAAUAUCCAAACAGACACUAACUCAACAGACAAUCCGCAUUAUCCUAAAGUUGAAUCACAUCUCAAACACAACGCGGCCGCCAUCAGCACAAGUGAACGCUGCUCAACACAUGCUGUUUCCAAAGAUACUUCUACAAAUAAGUUCUCAUCACCACUACCUAGUUGUUCCUUCUUCAAUAAGCUCCCCAUAGAGACGCGCGAUAUGAUCUACAAGCUCUUGCUGGUAAACCCAAUUCUUGGCAAAAGCUGCAGUGUGACCGAUCGUACUAGUACGCCCAGAAUUUCUCAACCACACGGACCAAGCCAGCCACCACUGAAGUAUGAACUCGAACCCCAAGUUCUUCGGGUUUGCCGUGCGAUGUACCUGGAAGCAUCUGACAUUCUUUACGGAUCCAAUACUUUCUACAUCGCUUGCUGCAGAUAUGAAUCCUCGUUAGAUUGUCGUCCAAGCCGCUCUGCAUUUAACAGAGGUGUGGAAAUGACGCCCAUUAUGAGACAUUAUAACAGAUUGAGUCACGGACAACUUUUUCUAUUUGAUCAUCCAGCAGUGGUGAAGAUUAAACUCUGGAGAGUUAUUGUCAGUUCGUUUAUAGACUCGGAUAUGUUGGGAGGAUGGCACGAAACGAGGGUUUGGUCGAUGGAAAACUUUUGUCAAGCCAUCACUCAGUCCCGAUCCAUAUCUCUUGAGAUUGCACUAGCACCACUUGGUCUGGAGAAGUGUGAGGAGUCGUCUUGGUUCCGAGACGAGGUCACAUAUCAAGAACUGAAAGAUAUGCUCAUACCUCUACGAAUGCUACGUGGGGUCAAAAAGCUUCAAUUCCGAGAUGCAAGUUGGGACGAAUUACCAGAUGUUUACCCUUACAAUGUUUUUUGGGGCAAAAAUUGUCGAUCCAUCAUUCCUACCUCAAGUUUAGAAAAAGAAAUCAGGUCAAUCAUAAUGGGGAACUCCUUGGUAGAGCUCUCUCGCGGAAUGUAUCUUCGACUCAUGCGUUAUGCACAGGCAUUUGAGGCAAUUGACACUUUCAAGUCUGAAAUGCGCUACUCAUCUACUGGCAGCGUAGGAAAAUUUCUGAUGCACUAUGGAUUGUGUCCUGGCAGUAAUCGUUGGAUGCACAAGCCCCGCGAUCCAACUACCCAGAGUUCACAUCCUGUCGAAAGUUGCCUUAGGCAUGCGGAGAUUCUCUCGUCCUCAAAUUAUAACCCAAGGGCAUUCAAAUUAGAACGCGCCAGCAUUAUACAGUAUCUAGAGCCGCAAUAUCAAAGGGCGAAGUUGGCAUGUUUGGAUCUCACGGAGUUCAUCAAGUGGGAAAAGAGAAAGGAAGGAAUGCUUUCGCCCAAACUUUCUCGAGAAUGGCACUCUUCCAAGAUUGCUGCAGAGGCCAUUCUACUCCUAGAAAGAUAUGAAAAAGCUCUCCAAAGAGAUUUUCCAUAUUAUGACCAAAUCAAACAUCGAGACAAUCUUCGAAAAGAAAUUUCGUUCUAUAACAAUCUCCCACGAAACGUCCUCAUGAGACAGGCUACCGAUGCUUUUGAUGCGAUGAAUUGGCAAUUUUUCACAAGUUGUUUUAAAAGAGUGGUAGAUGAUCUGGAUAAACAAUUUAUGGAAAUGAGAAGUGCGAGGAAAGAGCUUUUUGAAGACGAUGAAGCAAUAGAUACCGGGUGUGACAUUGAGUUGGAUUCGAACAUGUGCAUCGACAUGAUUGACUGGACGAAAGAUGAACCUAGAUUUGGACCAAUUUCUAACGACCCAGAGUGGAAUGGUUCGAGAUAUAGGUUGAUGAGUUGAAUGGAGGGGAAGAGGUCGAGGAUGAUUGGGACUGGGAUUGGGCGAUAUUUGAGCCGGGGUUCAUUGCAAAGGCUAUGAAGGGGUGAGCUGGGUACGAAUGGAAUGGGAAAAUGGGCAGAUAAAUCAAGAAUAAUGAUAUUUUCGCGGUUGGCACGCAAGUUGUACAUAGAUACCCAAGGAGAGCAUUGUGAAGGAACGCAAGUAGUCAUGAUGAUAUAAUGCUUCUGCAUCAUUC